CACUAACUGUAAACAGGACAAACACAACGACUUGACCAUGAAACAGUCGCGUACUCGUGCUAGUUUCGUGCCAAUCCUCUUUCUUGUCCUCCGUACUUCUGCAAUCAUUAACAGUGUUACCGCUUUUCUGGCAACGUCGGCUCGUCUCGCUGCGUCUCGUCCCGUUUUCACUUCCGGUGGCCGCAAGUCCUUUGGCAGUCAGUCUACCAGAGCUUCUUUCUCUUAUUCUCGUCGAUUUUCACAUCUGGCCAUGACUGGGAUUAAUCCUCCCGUCGCUCGUCGCGACGAGGAUCGUGUCAUUUACGUAGGUGCGGCGCCGGAAGGCUGGAAGAAGGAACUUCCCCGACAGUCCGAAUCAUCCACAGAAAGGCUGCUGGACCCUCCGACGGCGAUUCCGGAUCCGUACGGUUGGAUGCGCGAUGAAAAACGCGAGAACAAGGAUAUCCUGGAUCAUCUCGAGGCAGAGAAUGCUUACACAGAAAGUCUAACUUCGCAUUUGGAAGGGUUGCGUCAGACUCUAUAUGAUGAAAUGCUCGCGGCAAUUCAGGAAACGGACUACACCACGCCCCGUCCUCACGGUGACUGGUACUACUACACUCGCACCUUUGAGGGAAAGUCCUACACUACGCAUGUGCGGGCGCCGCGCCAACCGGAUACUCCGCUUUCCAUUCAAUGGGACAGAAAGGCAGAAUCUCCUAUUCUACCCGGCGAGCAAAUCACCUUGGACGUCAACGUACUGGCCGAAGGGAAAAAGUAUUGUUCCACGGGAUCGGUCACUAAAUCACCUUCGCAAAAAUACUUGGCCUAUUCGGCUGAUUUCACCGGCGGAGAAACAUGUGUAAUGUAUGUCAAGGACUUGACGAGUGGAGAUAUUGUAGAUCACGACGAAACACUCGAAAUGUCUGGUUCGAUUCGAUGGGGUGCGGACGACAACGAGCUAUUCUAUUUGAAAAUGGAUGAAGCGCACCGCCCGUAUCAAGUCUACCGUCGUCGACUGGGCAACAACGAUCCAGAUGAAAUGCUUUUGGAAGAAAAAGACGAACUGUACUGGAUGGGAAUCUCCAAAUCGCUCGACGGCAAGUACUUGUUUAUUGAAGUCUCGUCCAAAGAGACAUCGGAAAUCCACUUUUUGGACUUGACAGAUCCGAACGCCAACUUGCAGUGCGUCGCGCCUCGCCGAUUGAAAGUGCUCUACGACGUCGAGCACCGCAAUGGUCGUUGGUGGAUCGAAUCCAAUGUAGGCGGUUUACCAGAUAUGGCGUUGUGGGCAGCUCCAGCCAAUGCUCACUGUGCCGAUGAAUGGCAGCUCGUUACGGACGCUGCUGGCGUAGCGCUCUUUGAGGGCGGUGAAGACCGAGCGUUGUCGGCGAUUACCUGCUUUCAAGACUUUGUCGUUAUGCAAGGUCGUGAAGGUGGAUUACCACGGGUGUGGAUUGCCGCCAUGGAUGGAGAUAGCGUGCAAACGUUUCAACAACUCUUGUUUGACGAGGAUGCCUAUGACGCUGGCGUUGGUACCCACUACGAAUACGAUACAAGAAAGAUUGCGGUUGCUUACGAUUCGCUCGUAACGCCAACGCAAUCUCUAGAGAUUGACUUGGCCAAUACAAACGAGCGCACGGUUCUCAAAGAAAGGGCUGUUCCAGGAUACGAUAAGGAACUGUACGCCUGUGAACGCACGACUGUCAAGUCCCGGGACGGAAGCGUAGACAUUCCGGUAAGCCUUGUCUAUCGCAAAGACGUUAUGGAAGAUCAUCUUCAAUCCGGGAAGGCCGUUCACACUCAUUUGUAUGGCUACGGCUCUUAUGGAGCUUGUAUCGAAGCCGACUUUCGUUCCACUCGGCUGCCUUUGCUGAACAGGGGCGUUAUUUACGUUAUUGCACACAUUCGGGGCGGCGGAGAGAUGGGACGCAAGUGGUACGAAGAGCCCAACGGUGCCAAAUAUCUUUGCAAGAAGAAUACCUUUGAUGAUUUCGUGGAUGUUGCCAAGUGGUUGAUCAGCGAUCGCAAACUUACAUCGCCGGAUGUGCUAUCGUGCGAAGGACGGAGUGCGGGUGGGCUUUUGAUUGGCUCCAGUAUCAAUCAAGCUCCUGAGCUUUUUCAGAUGGCCAUUCUUGGUGUCCCUUUUGUGGAUGUGCUAUGUACUAUGGUUGAUGCGAGUAUUCCUCUGACGGCUGUAGAAUGGGAAGAAUGGGGGAACCCGAACGAAGAAAAGUACCACCAAUACAUGAAGGAGUAUUGCCCCGUCCAAAACGUAAAGAAAGCCAGGUACCCUUCCUGCCUGCUAACGGGGGGCCUGCAUGAUCCUCGAGUACAGUACUGGGAACCGUCCAAGUUUGCUGCCACGCUUCGUCAUACCCAGUCCAACGAAUCUGGCCCAGUUUGUGUCAAGAUGGAUAUGAGUGCGGGUCAUUUUAGCGCCAGUGACCGAUACAAGUACUUGAAAGAGCUUGCCUUUGACUACGCUUUCCUUCUC
Messenger RNA from Phaeodactylum tricornutum CCAP 1055/1, 2473 nucleotides. RefSeq lists its product with no specific name. NCBI's taxonomy places the organism in Eukaryota, Bacillariophyta, Bacillariophyceae, Surirellales, Neidiaceae. Gene Ontology annotation, molecular function: serine-type endopeptidase activity. Gene Ontology annotation, biological process: proteolysis. The annotation marks the transcript as partial. The record is from RefSeq and is a predicted model, not a curated record. The transcript has 3 exons.